AUAAGACGUAAAUUCACGAUUAUAACAAAUAUAGAUAAACACAUUUAAUUCAUAUUUUGACAUGGUAUGUUAAUAACUAAUGUAUUUGACGAAAUAAAUUACGAUAUACAGUGGUUUUGCUUUCGGUCUAAAAAUAGUCUGUGUAAAGGCUGGGUUAUUAAUGUGUCAUCUCAACACUGACCUACUUUCAUUAGAAACACUUUUUCAAUAAAACUCUAAACCGAAACCCCUUAGAGAGCCCUUACAAAGCAGCAGUCUGACAGCGAGAGGCGGCGAUCAAUAGGUGCGCGCACUGCGCUCGCGUCACCACGGAAGAUGGCGGACACGGAGUUCGAGGAGUUCAGAAAUUAUUUCGAAUCUCUUCCACAACACUUGAAGGCACCUGCUCACACUUACACGCUCGUACAUGAUGUGGGUCUGGAUGAAGACUCACCGACAUCAUCCAAGGCCAGCGAGCAGGAGGAGACAAAGGAGUUGGAUGGACCCAUCACCCUGAGCAGCAGCGAGGAGGACUUCCCACCAGCUGAAUUACACAGGACUCGUUACAUACCUGGAAAUGACCGAACUGUUGAGAGUCGAAUCGCGUGGCCUGAGAGACCGUCAGGUGAGCGUAGACGGAGAAAACUACCUGAGAUUCCCAAAAAUAAAAAAUCAUCAGUAUUAAGCUUAGCUGACGAGUUAGGAGAUGCACUGUCGCUACAGCUCGCUAUCAGUCGUAGUAACCCUCCUCGUUCAUUGCUCAUGCUCAAGUGCCACGGUUAUCUGAGAAACGAGGACAGUUCUCCUGACUCCGAUAGGUUCCAAAGCACUGACGUAGACUCGGGUAACUCCACUGCUCACAGUCCUGAUGGUCCCAAGUCCACCUCGCCACAACCUACAAUAGCCACCAACCACAGUUUUAGCUUCCCUGCAGAUUCUGACACUCCGGGAUCACCCACAAGUUCUGCUGGACUGCCUUUCACCCAACUGGAACUGCUGGAAGCUACCCACCGAGGUUUGCACAAGUUCAUACCCAGGCAUAGAGACGAGAUGGAGGUGGAAAUUGGAGAUCCCAUUUAUGUACAGAAGGAGGCGGAUGAUUUGUGGUGUGAAGGUGUCAAUCUGAGGACAGGCAGGCAAGGAAUAUUUCCAUCGGCAUACGCAGUGGACAUGGAGUAUAACGACUUCGAUCCUAACACCCCAAAAGUGAAGCGAGAACGGUUUUUGUUGGGAUACUUGGGAUCGGUGGAGACGAUAUGCCACAAAGGCAACUCAGUACUCUGCCAAGCAGUCAAGAAGAUCGUUGCGACCAAACAUAAAGCCCACUCGUGUAUACUGGAGGUGUCAGACCAAGGCCUGCGCAUGGUUGAUAAGAGCAAGCCUCCAGGUUCAAGUGCUCCUUGUCACGAUUACUUCUACUCCCUCAAAAAUGUGUCUUUCUGUGCGUUUCACCCGACUGACCAUAGGUACCUGGGAUUCAUUACCAAACACCCCCAACUACACAGGUUCGCCUGUCACGUGUUCCUUGGCUGUGAAUCUACUCGACCAGUUGCUGAGUCGGUUGGGAGGGCCUUUGAAAGGUUUUAUACCAAAUUCAUUGAGACUGCAUAUCCCAUAGAAGAUAUUUAUAUAGAAUAAUUUAUCUUAAUUUAAGUAACAGAGACCAGAAACCUACAAUAAAACAGCUUCUCUCUGCACAUUCCUCAUACUAAUGGUGGCUGGUGGCAAUCUAAGCUUUACAGCUAUCUGAACUAAUUUCUUCCUCUUCAAGAAGUUUCGCACCUUGCUUGGAUCAUAAAACUGAGAUAGUUCGGACAUAAUGAGAUUUAGUCUAUCAACACAUUUAAAACAUCCAAAUAAGGACCUGUGCAAAAUAUCAAACUCCUAAAUCAGACUUAUCGGAAAUGAAAGUAUAUAUAGAUGGAGGAUUGGAGUUUUAGGGUACUAUACAGAGUAUUCAUAAAUUAUUCUAUAGUCACAUAGAAAAAAAAUAAGAUACUUAACAUAGAGUAUGGUGUGCCGCCAAUCACCUGUGUUUUUUUUUUCAAAUAAAUUGUAUCUUUAAUCUUUUGACAGCCUAAAAUUUUAUAUUUUACUUGAAGUACUUAAAAAUACCAUCUAUUUCUCUACUAACUGUAUACACCUGACAAUUUUUAAUAGUUUUUUAAAGAUUUAGUAAAUUGACACUCUUUCUGCGUUUCUUAAGUUACAAAUAAAGUCUUUCAGUUUUGAUAUCCAUAAACUAGUAAACUAAACUCACUAAAAUAACCCUUAAAUGUAAUUCUGCAGAAAUUUAAAUGAUAAAUUGUUUCAGACAUAUUUACCAAUUUGAUAAAAAUUCGAUUUCAAUGAGUUUUACAUAAUUGGGGUUGUAAAAAUUAUGAGUGUAAAAAAAUACUUUAGAAAAUUUACUGUGUAUUUAUCAAAAGUAUAUAUAAUUUUUUUUAAGUAGAAGUAAUAUUUCAGAGUUAUAUAUUUACUAGGUGUUCAAAGGUCUCCUCUCCCUAUUACCUCUUGAACAGAAAUAUAUAAACAAAUAUCCAUGGGCAGAUUUUUUCUUCUAUAGUAAGGGCCUUUAAAAUGAAAUUUCACUUGAUGGGGGUUUACAUUUAAAUAUUUUAAUAACAACAUCAUUUCAUGUUUUAAACGGAACCUUGUUUAGUCAGAAGUACAUGAGUGCUUAGAACAAAAAAUGUUGAAAUGUUUAAUUUUAUGAAAAAAAAAAUUCCACAAUCAUUUUGAAAUUUUGUUGUUAUGUACAAAUUGAAUGAACAAUUUAUUGUUACAUUAAUGUACUGAAAAGUUCUAAAACUUUUGUGUUUUUCUAAUGUUUUUAAAACUUAAUGGAUUACUGAGACAUUAUAUGUUGGACUUGAUUUUAACAUUUUUAAAUGGCUACCGUAUCGAAAUUUAAUAAAGUAGAAAAAAUACUGCUAGAAUAGUAAGAAAUCUGUUGUUAAAAACAGGAGAUUUUAAAAGAUUUUGAAUAAUAAUGUUAAAAAUACAGAAUGCAGAUUACGGCCAUACUUAAUCUAAAUGGAAAACAUUUAACUGAAAUUUUCGACUUAUUUGCAUUAUGUAAUUGAUCCUUUAUUGUAAUUAAUUGUUUUCACUAUGUUUUAAAAAGAAUUUGUAUGAAUAUAAGAGUUAAGAACAUUAAAAGUCAGUUUUAUUCUUGAUUCUUAGUUUGCACCCCUUGUGCUUCAGGACAUGAGCCCAACACGAACGUGUCCGCUUAUAAAACGUCACUGUUAACAAUAUGGUAUAGUACCUUAUAAACUCCUAUUUUCUUUACUUAUGAGAUGAUGGGUUUUUGACGAAUCAAAAAACUUAUUUUACUAGUUAGUUUCAUUAUUUUUAUAUUUUAAAUUAAAUUUUCCUGAGCUUUGAGUGAUGCUCAAAACUGUAUAUGUUUAUAUUUUUAUUUGCAAAGACAAAGUUAAUUGUUGUUUUUUGAGACUGAAAAACAAUUAUUAUUAAAUAUUUGAGUAUAAAUGCGAGUGCCUCAUUUUUAAAUAGAGAACAGAUUUUGUACUUGACUAAAAGUUUUGGGUAAGACUUCUUGAAGAUGAUUUUAUUUAGUAUUUAAUUAUUGUAGGUUUAUACAAGACAUUAUUUUGUAAUGUAUAAUUAUCAUGCCAAAGAUUUGUUUAUAUUUGUAAACAAAAACUGUAGAUUAUAGAUUAUUUUGUUACUUGUUUAUAAACUUAUAUGCUGUCUUUGUUAACUGUACUCGACUAAUGAGAUCUUUAAACUUGUACAUACUACUAGGGCUUUGGUUAUACAUACUGUUGUACUUUCCUACUAAAUAAUGUUUGCGCGAAUGUAAAACAUGUAUAAAGAUAUAUAAAUAAAUAUACAGUAUUUAAAUAA
Messenger RNA from Homalodisca vitripennis (glassy-winged sharpshooter), 3852 nucleotides. RefSeq names its product JNK-interacting protein 1-like. Gene Ontology annotation, cellular component: cytoplasm. Bases 316 to 1617 code for a protein of 433 amino acids. The record is from RefSeq and is a predicted model, not a curated record. NCBI's taxonomy places the organism in Eukaryota, Metazoa, Arthropoda, Insecta, Hemiptera, Cicadellidae. Gene Ontology annotation, biological process: regulation of JNK cascade. The transcript is spliced from 7 exons. Gene Ontology annotation, molecular function: protein binding.